Sinocyclocheilus rhinocerous is the source of this 7388-nucleotide messenger RNA. RefSeq names its product protein PRRC2B. The record is from RefSeq and is a predicted model, not a curated record. Lineage: Eukaryota; Metazoa; Chordata; Actinopteri; Cypriniformes; Cyprinidae. The transcript is spliced from 30 exons. Bases 238 to 6804 code for a protein of 2188 amino acids. Gene Ontology annotation, biological process: cell differentiation.
UGGAGACUCGAUUUCUCGCGACGGCAGCAGCAGCUUCAUUCUCAGGUCGGGAAACUGACAACAAGCGAACAGAGAAAAACAGAGACAAAUCUACAUCCAUCCUUCCGAGUUUCUCUAUCCGGUGGAAAUAUAUCGAUAUAUGUGAGCUGAAGCGACAGUCGUACGUUCAAUCGAAACAGACGGUACUGAGGAAGAGGUGCAAAGAAAAAUUUCCAUACUCGAUGACAUUACAUCGCAAUGUCCGAUCGUUUGGGGCAAAUAACCAAGUCCAAGGAUGGGAAAAGCAAGUAUUCAUCACUCAGCCUAUUUGACAAGUACAAAGGGAAGUCAAUAGAAACUCAGAAAACCACAGUUGUUGCACGACAUGGCUUACAGAGUCUUGGCAAAGUGGCCGCUGCCCGGCGCAUGCCCCCUCCCGCUCACCUGCCGAGUCUGAAGUCUGAGAGUAAAGGAAACGAUCCCAACGUGAUUAUCGUGCCCAAAGACGGUACAGGAUGGGCAAACAAGCAGGAUCAACCCGAUCCAAAGAGUUCCGUUGCAUCAUCAGCACAGCUGCCGGAGUCGCAGCCACCACUGGCUUUACAGAAAUCUGUCUCCAAUCUUCAGAAGCCCAUGCCAAUAACCAGCCAGGAGAGCACAAGUACAGGUGGACCAAAGCAAUGGGCACAGCUCAAUGGAAAGGCAGUAGAUCAAGAUGGUUUAAAGGUCUCAAGCCGACUGCAGCCCUUCUCUCACGAGGAAUUUCCGACGCUGAAAGCAGCAGGCGAACAGGACAAGGCUGGCAAGGAAAGAAGCGUGUUCGAUCCGUCGUAUGGGCCCGGACCAAGCCUCCGCCCACAGAAUGUGUCGAGCUGGAGGGAUGGCGGUGGGAGGAACCUGCAGCCCCCGGUGCUGUCUGCCGCCCCGCCCUGCACAGACACGGACACCAAGAGCAGCGGCUCAGCUGAGACCACCACUCCUCUUCCUCCCCCCUCCUCAUCCUCAUCCUCCUCCUCCGCUGCUGCUGCCCAGUCCUCUGAUGUGAAGGAGCCAUCGCUGCGGCCCGCUCAGCCCAUGCAGCGCAGAGCCGCCCCAUCAGCCCUCCAGUACCAGCACCACCCCACCACCACAUACCACGACAUGCUGCCUGCCUUCAUGUGCCCUAAAGAGACUCGUGACGCUCCGGGCUCCUCGGAUCAUGGCCCGACCACUGUGGUUGCCCCCGUGCGCUUUGAAUCUAGGAUGAUCUUCAGACCAGCGUUCCCUGCACCGGAGCCCAUCAAUGGUGAUUUAAGAAGAGAGGCCCGUUUCCCCCGUAUCCCUCCUCGCCCCUCCACUCGCCCGAUCCGCCGCCCAGGAGAUCGAGCUUCCCGUCCUGCCAUAAUCAACCCUGAGGACCUGAAGGACCUCGAUGAACUGGACAAUGACUGUGAAGACGGCUGGGCAGGUCUCCAUGAGGAAGUGGAUUAUAGCGAGAAGCUUAAAUUCAGUGACGAUGAGGAAGAUCACUCCCCCUGUGAGAAGAAUAAGAUCUGGAAUGACUGGGACAACCAUAAGGACCAGCAUUCAUCUCAGAGCUCUGGUGACGGUGCGUUUCCACAAGACGCUGAGGAGUCAUACUCAUGCCAGCCAGGGGCAGUACUCUCCAGGAAGACCAAUGGACGAUUCUCCUCUUCUGAAUCUCAGCACCAGCAGAAGAACAGUGGCAACAGUGAGUCUGCAGAGGAGCAGGAGGAGCCGCAGCGGCAGGCGCCGCCUCGUGGGAAGUUUGUCUCGGCCGACCUCUCUGCUGUGGAGAGAGCGCGCAGACGGCGCGAAGAGGAGGAGAGGAGAGCGCGGGAGGAGAGACUGGCUGCCUGUGCAGAGAAACUCAAAAAACUGGAUGAAAAAUUUGGCAAAACUGAGAAACCUGCACGCUCUGGAGAAACGCUGAGAGAAGCAGACAGCAAGGAGCUGACGCAGUCUCCAGGCCGAAGGUCAUCCAAACACCACCAGGAGGGCUGGCAGUAUGGCACUAAAGAAGUGUCUGAUACACCAACUGAGUCAUCCAGUCAGGAUUACAAAGAUGAAGGUUGUAACUACCACAAUGAUGACGAUGGUCCUGAGUCCACCUCUCCCCUCCCAGACUACGGCCGACACCAGAAGCCUGUGCCGCCCCGCUUCCAGAAGCAGCACCAGCAGCAGGAGCAGGUGUAUAAGAUGGCGCCGUGGCAGCAGUCGAGUCACCCCACCCAGUCCAGCUCUGCUCACCCACAGAGAGGCUUUUACCCUCCUCAUGUCCUGGGCUUUGACCCACGCUGGAUGAUGAUGCCUCCCUACAUGGAUCCCUGCAUGGCGCAGGGAUGUUCUCCAGUGGAUUUCUACCCUCCUGGAGUUCACUCAUCUGGUUUGGUGAAACCUGUCAUUCAACAGGAUCACCUGAAUAGCCCUGGUUCCACCUCUGAUGAAGGCUGCCAUCAGGAGAGGAGGGCGCCAUCCACUGAGCCUUACCAAGUGUGGAACCAAGACAGCUACUCGUCUGCACGCAGUUUCACCCCACCCUACCAGAGACAGCACGAGAAUUGCGACAGGGCUCAGGUAGAUGACAGGAGUGACCAGUCAUGCUCCCGACAUGUCUCAUAUGAAGACCGAGGUCAUGACCGCACAGACAGUCCAGCAGAGGAACUGACCCAUCAAGGCUUCCGGCAAGGCAGAGGCUCCGACGUGUCGCUCUGUUCGCAGCGAGAAGUUUCCCAUGAAGUAGCCCAUCAACCAUUAAUACUCAGCAGAACCCAUCCUGGAGACAGUGAGCACAGGGACGUCUCCUCUGGUAGACAUCAGAAAGAAGACCUUGAUACGCAUGACGAGGCCUUCAACAGCAAGGAGAAGAGCUACGACUCUGAUUUUUGGAGGAAAGACAUGGGUAGUCUGAGGAAAGACGGCAGCAGUCAGGCCCCGUGGUCCGAUCACGGUUCGAGCAGCAGCAGUAGUGUAAGCCAGCCAUCUGAGUCCAGUGGUAGAACCCUUAGAAGGACGGGACCCAUCAAGAAACCUGUGCUGAAGCCCUUGAAGGUUGAAGACAAAGAGAACGAGAAACCCAAAACUGACCCGGAGGAGAAGACUGUCCCAUACAGACUGGAGAAGGAAGUGGUUACCAACGUCUAUGACCUGAAGAAAGAUGCUCCACUUCUGUCUAACAGGCACUCCGCCCCACCACCCGCUCCCUCUCCUGAGGAGAAACAAGUGGAAGCUCCGAAGGUGGAGGAAACGAGCAAUUUGCCUGAAGGGUUGCACAAAGAGAACUACUGGAAUAGCAGCAAGAGUCAGUCUGUGGACUGUUCUGACAGCAGGGAUCCACCAGCCCCUCGCCGCAACAACUGGAUAUUCAUUGAUGAAGAGCAGGCGUUUGCAGGGGCCAGGGGAGCGGGUCGUGGACGUGGCCGGGGCUUCAGAGAGUUCAACUCUCGUGGUGCUCGUGGAGGACGAAGCGACGGCAACAGAGGAGCCUACAGUAUCGCAGGCACACAGAGGCCUGCGCGAGGACGUGGUGCUCGAGAGUUCAGGAGCGAAGAUCUGCAGCGAGGCAAACCCCGUAGACGCAACGUGAGUGAGACUCACAGCGAGGCCUCAGAAUACGAGGAGCAGCCCAAGCGCCCACGCCAGAAGGCCACUGAGAACGGAGAGACUUCGUAUCUUGUGUCUGGAGAGGUCAAGAGGGCUGACAAGGAGUCGUGGAGAUCAAACAAGGUCUACACUGAUGAUCAGAGCGGCAACAGCGAUUCCAGGGACAAGACUAAAUCAGCUCGAGUGUUUGGAAGGUCAUUGCCCCCUCGCCUUAAUGCUGGAUACAACCGUGGAUUUGGCUCAAGGGACAUUUCGACAUGGAGAGGGAGAGGAGCCCAGUUUGGAAGUACAUCCGCGCAGGAGAACGGCUACAACUUCGGUGCAGACUCCUAUUCUAAACGCUCGUCGGAACGGGAUCCCCUGAAGUACCCUCCAAAAUUUACGGGCUCCUUUGUAGAGAAUGGCGUCGAGGACAGAGAUGGAGGUUACUAUGUUGAUAAUGAUAAUCCUGACAACCGGCCCCUUAGAAGGCGGCGUCCCCCACGCCAGGAUAAGCCCCCACGCUUCAGGCGUCUACAGCAAGGGCGUGAAGGAGGAGGUCAGUGGAAUAAUGAAGACUAUGUUAACGGAGAUGUUGCCAAUCAGUGGCCGGGUCGUUCUAAGGGCGCAGAGGAGCACUGGCCCAACUACUACUCUGGAGGACGGUCACAGGAGAUCAGGGGUCAGAGUCAGGGUGAGGACUGGGAAACCGGCUCUGAAAACAGCGAUUUCAGUGACUGGAGGGAGAAACGGGGGCAGCAUGGCGACAUGCUCAUGGAUGCGGGCCACGGAGAACCUGGCUCUGAGAAGAGAGAGCUCUCCAAGCGGAGCUUUUCUAGUCAGCGGCCAGUCGUCGACAGACAGAACCGGAAGAGUGACACGUCUGUAAUGGAAAACAAGAUGAGCCGCUCAACGGACACGCAGUCUAGUGCAGGUUCCUCUGGUAGAAACGCGAGUUGGCAGAACGGCGUUGCUUCCAACAGCAAACGAGUUCCAGAAGAUUCAGUCACCGGCCUGAGCUCGGCAUCUGUGUACAACGUGGAGCAAAACGACGACACGGGUGCGGUGGAAGCAACGGGAAAGAUCUUAGAGAAAGACUUGAUGCCCAGAAGCAUGAAGGGGGACAUGACAGAACCACUGUCCCAAUAUGACCUGAACACUUACCCAAUUGAGAGUGACUCAGGAGCUUCUGUACCCAGUCCAGAGGUUUUCCAGGAAGCUCUGUCCAAAAAACAGCGCCGCCCACAGGAUGAUGAUCGCAGGAGGAAGGAUCAGGGUCCUCCAGGUUCGGUAAAGAAUAGAACAAUUGCAUCGAAAAUGCCUCCCCGUUUUGCCAAGAAGCAAGGCAGCAUGUCCAUCGAGCAGCCCGAGGAGACGCUCUCCACCAACAACUUGGGAACAGAGAUCUGGGAGACAAACAGCACAGCUCUGACUGUCCAAUCUUUAGGUGGCGAUUCAUGGACAAAGCAGGUUUCUUACACGGGAAGCGAACCCAAUUCAGAGGAUUCAGAUGCAGGGCCCGAGCAGAGCAAAGAACACAAACCGGGCCCCAUUGGCAAUGAGCGCUCGCUGAAGAACCGCAAGGGCUCUGAGGGCAUGGAGCGUCUGGAGGGACCCAUCACUCCCGUCAAUGGAGUGGAUAUUCACGUGGACAAUGUCAUUCCUGUGCCGCCCAUCGAGUUUGGUGUCAGUGCAAAGGAUUCUGACUUUAGCCUUCCUCCAGGGUCCACGCCAGUGCCUGUGGCCAACCCCGUCACCAAGCUGCAGGACGUGCUUGCUGGGAAUGCGGUCCUGUCUCAAGCCAUCCCGAUGCUCCGCAGAGACCACCUGCAGCCUGGAAUAAACCUCAACCCCAUCAGCUUCCCUACUGCGGACCUCACUCUCAAGAUGGAGUCUGCUCGUAAGGCGUGGGAGAACUCUCAGGCUCUCCCGGAGCAGUGCUCCCCGGGCGGUGUGGGCUCCGGCGCUCAGCCCGCCUGCAGCGUGGGCUCCUCCAGCGGCGUCAGCUACAGCUCCUUCGGCGGAGUGUCCCUGCCACCCAUGCCUGUGGCGUCUGUUGCUCCUUCUGUCUCCAUGCAAGGCAGUCACAUUCCUCCUCUGUAUCUGGACGGUCAUGUGUUCCAGAGUCAGCCACGGCUCAUGCCGCCCUUGUCUCAGCAGCCCAGUUACCAGCAGGCCACCCCUCAGCAGAUCCCCAUCUCCCUGCACACGUCUCUACAGGCUCAGGCUCAGCUGGGUCUGCGAGGAGCUCUGCCUGUCUCUCAGUCUCAAGAGAUGUUCAACUCUAUCCCUCCCUUCAGGUCUCAGGUGUACAUGCACCCAAACCUGUCUCAGCCCAGUCCCAUGGUGCUCUCUGGUGGAGCUCCUCUCAAAGGGCCUUACUCUGCAUUUCCUGGCAUGCAGCCGUCAGACAUGGUCAAACCACAGUCUGGGUCUCACUACCAGCCCAUGAAUGGCAGCCAGCCGCUGGUGUAUGAUGGGUCUAUGAAUCAGGCGGCUGGGAUGGGCACGUCACAGCUCAUGGACUCACAGCUCAUUCAGGUGACGAUGCCCAUGCCUGGAUCUCAGCUGCGCUACGGCUCGGCCCAGCAGCACCUCAUCCUGCCCCAGUCCAUCCAGCUCCAGCAGAACCAGAACUUGUCUGUGGGAGCUCCACGCCGCAUGAUGCCUCCUGGAUCCCAGCCGACCGUUAUGAGUGGCAGCAGGGAGCCUUCCCAGAUGGACUUGAAGGGAUUUCAGUUCUCUGAUAAGCCCAACCACUCACCUGGAAUACCCAGCGGCUCCUACAGGCCCGGUUCAGCCAGUCCUAGUGGGAAACCCGCAGGAGCCCCUGCAGCGGUCACCUCUCUCCCAGGACAUUACACACAGCAGAUGUCCGCUCCUCAGGGCAGUAUGGUCAUGCACAUGAGGCCCCCCACCAGUGGUCCCUUCCCCAACCCUAUCCAGCGGCCCGUCAUGCAGGUCAACAAAACCGUCAUCAUCCGUUCGCCACCCUACCCCAGCCCUGGGCGCGAUCCGCACCACAGCACACCCCCCUCCAACCCCGAGCUAACCGUGAAGGGUCCUGAGGAUGGUGUGAAGGUGAAGGCUCUGCGUGACGCGUGUCAGGCCGUCAGCGACGCCAAGAGCUCAUCAGUGAUUCCCGGCAAGAUCCAGGAGCAGCUGCCUUCAGUACAGGUCAAAGCUGCUCAAACCAGAGCCAUCAAACCACACUCAGUCAAAGUGGAGGAAGGCAACGACUAAUAAAUGGACCUCAUGAUCACAUGACACCGCUGUCUGUAGGACCUCCUCUCUCUUCCUCCUCCUCCUUUCUCCCCCCCUCUCUCUGUCACUGCACUCCGGAACUGACGCACAGGAUCACCAACUCCACAAAUCAAUCGGAACACAUUAAUAAUAAACGUCUCACAGAGCGAUAUGAGUAUCUAUAUAUAUAUAUAUAUAUAUAAAUAGACACGAUAGUUUUGAACUCUACUGCGCAGACUUUCCAAGAUCAGCUUUAUUUAUUUACAUUUUCUUUGACAUUUUCAAGUGAAGAAUUACGGUUCACAAAAGUGGCAAACGAACCCUGGUGUCUCUCGCUCUCUCCAUCAAAGUCUGCAAACAGAAAAACAGGAAGCGUAUCUCCAGCUCUCGCGUCUCCACGCCCACAUUGCCAAACUGAGCCAGCUGAUUGGACUCGAGGUUUUGAUUGACAUGCAGAUCAACAGAAGCUCCAGAGCUGCAGUGUGUGGCAUUAGUCAUUUUUACUGGGUACCAUGGAGUUUUAACUUUUUUUUAUUUUUUUAUAUAUAUAUAUAUAUAUAUAUAUAUAAAUAUAGUAAUCAUGC